Seriola dumerili (greater amberjack) is the source of this 2065-nucleotide messenger RNA. RefSeq names its product transcriptional adaptor 1 (gene tada1). The transcript is spliced from 8 exons. The record is from RefSeq and is a predicted model, not a curated record. Gene Ontology annotation, biological process: regulation of transcription by RNA polymerase II. Gene Ontology annotation, cellular component: SAGA complex. Lineage: Eukaryota; Metazoa; Chordata; Actinopteri; Carangiformes; Carangidae. Bases 12 to 1022 code for a protein of 336 amino acids. Gene Ontology annotation, molecular function: transcription coactivator activity.
UGUAGGAGUUUAUGAACGCUAUGGCGGCUCAUGCUAGCGAGCUUGAAAUUGCAAAGAAAAAUUUAACUGAUGCAAUUGGUGAUAAUGUCAAACAUUACUGGGCAAACCUGAAGCUAUGGUUCAAACAGAAGAUCAGUAAGGAGGAGUUUGACGUUGAGGCCCGUCGUCUAUUGGCACAGGAGAAUGUCCAUGUUCACAAUGAUUUUCUCCUGGCCAUUCUCACACGCUGCCAGAUCAUCGUCUCCACGCCAGAGGGCACUGGACCAUUACAGUGGCAAGGUGGCUCUGCUUCAAAGCCUGGCAAACCAAAAGGGAAGAAGAAAUGUUCCUCCAGACAGAAAUUUGAUCAUCGUUUCCAGCCUCAGAACCCUCUGAGCGCUGCCCAGCCCUUCAGUCCACGAGAGGUGGGAGGUGAAGAGGAGGAGCUGCGUCUCAGCGCCCACACACUCCUGCUGCCCACGCGGGGCCAGCUGGAGGCCCGCAUGAUGGUGACAGCGUUCGAGCUGGGCCUAGACAACAUCACAGACGAUGCUGUCAGCACCAUGAUCUAUGCCGUUGAGCACCACUUGAAAGAUGUCCUGACUGCUGUAAUCACCCGGAGGAAGGCGUAUCGGUUACGGGAUGGUCAUUUCCCUUAUGCCUUUGGCAGUGAUGUCACGCCGCAGCCUUAUCUGAAGAACAGCCUUGCUGCUUACCACAGUGUUACUGAAUGUCCUCCUCCAAGCGCUUCUCUCCCUGCUGGCCCACCACCUCAAGUGUCACCUGAUGAGGCUGAGCAACAAGCUGUCCACUUAUUGGCUUGUUCAGCUGACAGUCUUCCCGCGCCCCUCUCUCCAAUCAGCUUGUUUGAUCUCCUGGAGGCUUUACAGGUUCAUCAUGGUGUGAUGCCCUCCCACACUAUGUAUGCCCUCAACAUGGAGCGCAUCCUGUCGCGGCUCUGGCACCCGAGCCACGAAGAACUAGAACAAGACCAUGUCCACCGGCAACGCCUCGCUGCUAAAGAAGGCGUGCUUGUCAGCUGAGAACCACUGACACUGGACUGUAAAUGAACUGUGGAGAUCAUCAGGAACCAAACACAGAAAUAAUCCCCAAAUGGAAAUGAACGGGUAACGGUGUGUUCAGAAACCCUUGUAAAACCUGGAAAAUCACAUUAAUGUUGCACAGAAACAUAAGAGGAUGAGUGGAGCAAGAUGAAACAAAAUAGUUGGACAGUGGACACAGAGCGGGCCGUCGGCUCCAGCCAACAGCCAAUAGCUGGCAAAUUAGCACUGUGGCGGCUUUAUUUUUGUCUGGUCCACCAGCCAUUGUGGCAGUCGACCAGCCACCAUUUUCGACUUCUAUCAUAUAGUGAGAAUCUAAUUUUGCGGAUAUAAUACUUGUGUUUAAUUUCAGGAUAUAACAGCAGCUACAAGCUCUGGCCAGGAAAUAAGUUUCCAGCCUAGGUUGCACAGUGUCAAUGUUUAGGUGUGUGUGGGCAAGAAGUCUGAGUAGAGAGAAACAUGGCUGUGUUGCCUGCAGUUCAUCUUGUACAUAUUGUCAGAUAUGCACCACGUGUUGAUAAAAACACCCUGUAAGAAAACACAACAGCCAUAUCUAAUCAUGUAGCAUUGUGUACAUGACCAGGUCACCACAUACUGCACGUACCAAUUUAAAAAAUCCUCGCAGGUGUUUUUAAUUAAACUGGCUGAUUAGACCUCAUGUCAGGCUGAAGUUGGAGGCGACGCUGUGAUGAUAAUUAGCUCUAAUUCCAUGAACCAAUAAGAAUGAUAAAGAUUUUCUUAACAGGUGCAGCAGAUGUCAAUCAAGCAUCCUGAGGAGGUCUAAUCCAGGAGUAAGUGAAAACACCUGUGUGGUUUUACUGUGGGGGUGUGGGGUCUUUAAAAUCACCCAGGCACAGCUGUCUCCUCCUGCCCCUCAUAAACCUACUCAAGUAUUCCUACAACUUUCAGUGGUGUCCCUCAGUGUUAGUGUGCACAGAUUAAGCUGAAUCUUUAAUGUCUCAGUGCACUUGAAUAUUUGUCCGCCAUGUUUGUCUAGUUCAGGUUAAAAUAUGUAUAAAUUUGUA